Zingiber officinale is the source of this 1057-nucleotide messenger RNA. Its product is annotated as dof zinc finger protein DOF1.6-like. The transcript has a single exon. The record is from RefSeq and is a predicted model, not a curated record. Gene Ontology annotation, molecular function: DNA-binding transcription factor activity; DNA binding. Lineage: Eukaryota; Viridiplantae; Streptophyta; Magnoliopsida; Zingiberales; Zingiberaceae. Bases 235 to 948 code for a protein of 237 amino acids. Gene Ontology annotation, biological process: regulation of DNA-templated transcription.
ACGACGUCGAAUACGUUGGACUAUUUUUUUCCACCACGCAUCCCGAGACCACUCCCCCCUCUUCUUUAUUCUGCCUUGUAUAAAUCCUCCGGCUUUCUUUCUUGCUGCUUUGUUCGAUUUGAUCAUCCUUGCGUGUGGCUGAUUGAGCUACUUCAGCUGUUGAGGAGUGAAAGAAAGCUCGAGAGGGAGAGGAUUGAUUGAUUGAUUGAUUGUGAGUUUGGAAAAGGAAGUGGAAUGGGGAUGGAGAUGGGCGAGUCGCGACGGCGGCGGACGGCGCAGGGAGAUCCAGCGCCGGCCGCGGGAGGCGGAAGGGAGCGGUGCCCGCGGUGCGAGUCGCGGGACACCAAGUUUUGUUACUACAACAACUACAACAUGUCCCAGCCCCGGCACUUCUGCAAGUCGUGCCGCCGCUACUGGACGCUCGGCGGCACGCUGCGUAACGUCCCUAUAGGCGGCGCCACCCGCAAGCGCCUCCGUCCCACGCCGGCUCCAGAGUUCCGACCCCUCCCCCCGCCGCCUCCGCAGCAGCAGCCGCCCUCGGCAGACACAGUGGCAACCUCCGAUUUACCGGCCUGCCGCGGCAGCUCGCUGUUCCCCGGCGCCGCCGCUGGGCUUCUCGGGAUGGACGAGGCUUUCCUCCCCAGCCGGGGUAGGUUCGCGCUGGGUCUCGGGCUCGGGCUCGGGUGCGGCGCGGCCAGGGAGACGGCGGAGGAGAUGGGCUUUGGCAGCCUGGGCCACCAUGCAAUGCUGUGGUCCCACCCACUUCUCGACGAACCAGAAGACGCGUGGCGAGUGGGGAGCGCGGGCACCGGCGGGAACUUGGCGUGGCCGGACCUUGGUCCUGCCAGUCCACUCCAGCCUGUCGAGGCGGCUUUCCGGCGAGGGAGUUCAACUAAUAGCUUGCCGAUCGACGGCAGUGGCAUUAAUUACUUUAAGGAAGCUUCCUAAUUUUGCUCUCGUAUCAGACGCCUCCUCUAAUUAUGUACUCCACCUGCUAAUUUCUCCUUUGCUUGAUGAAUCGGCUAUUAACGUGUAAACUCUGUGCCUUUUUACUAAA